Molecule: messenger RNA, 1695 nt
Organism: Actinia tenebrosa (Australian red waratah sea anemone)
Lineage: Eukaryota; Metazoa; Cnidaria; Anthozoa; Actiniaria; Actiniidae
Product: pre-mRNA-splicing factor CWC25 homolog
Biological process (GO): mRNA splicing, via spliceosome
Cellular component (GO): U2-type spliceosomal complex
Source: RefSeq, a predicted model, not a curated record
CUCCAGUUCGUKCAAACGUAGUAUUGUCAUCAUGGGAGGAGGAGAUUUGAAUUUAAAGAAAAGCUGGCAUCCUCAGACAAUACGCAAUGUGGAACGAGUAUGGAAAGCAGAGCAGAAGGCGACUGCCGAAGCAAAAAAGAUCGAACAGCUUCAACGAGAAUUACAAGAAGAAAGAGCGAGAGAAGAAAUGCAAAAGCAUGCCAUAGAUCAUGGGAUAUCGAAGAAAAAGUCUGAGAGACUAGACUGGAUGUACUCCACCCCUGGUCAGGUUGAUAAAGAACAGUACCUUUUGGGUAAAACUAUUGACAAACAUGUGGACCCACUAGCCAAGGAUGAUCAGCAGGACAACACGAUCCCUGGGUCAUCAUUUUCAAGUGAUGCCAAUGCUAAUACUCCAGCUGAUUUGGCUGCAAAAGUCCGUGAUGAUCCAUUAUUUCUUAUCAAAAAGAAAGAGGAGGAAAAGAAAAAAGAACUGAUAAACAACCCAAUUAAAAUGAAACAGUUGAGACAAAUGCUCCAAACCAAUCUAACAAAAUCCAAGAAGAAGAAAGAUAAAAAGAAGAGGAAAAAAGAAAGAAAGGAAAAGAAAAAGAGAUAUAAAGAAAGUGAAUCUGAGGAUAAUGAUACUGAUGAUGACGUCAGAAAGAGUGAACGCAAGGACGGAAGACACAAAAGGGAACAUUACAGCCAGAAGAGAAGAAAAUCCAGAUCAGAAUCCCCUGAAGAUCAAAGCAGAGAGUCUGAGUCAAGGUUACACAGAAGAAGACAAGAAAAUGGGUUAAAAUCAAGAAGAUCACAAUCACCUAACAACAGAAGACAACAAAAUGAGAAGAGAAAGCAUCAACGAAGGAGUUCGUCAAGAUCUCUGUCAUCUGAUAGGCAAAGAUCAAGGUCUAGAUCUCCUAUUAGAAAUGGGCAUCUUAAUAAAUCAAAAUAUGACAGACCGUCAAGGAGAUCACCUUCACCCCAAGAAAAUAGAUAUUCUAUGGCAUCUCCUCAUAGAAAGUCAAGGAGAUCUCUUUCUCCAGUAAAAGAUAGACGAAGGGAUUCCCCUCCAUUGAAGUCAAGGAGAUCAAACUCCCCCUCUCCAAGAAAAGAAAGGAGAUACAGGGAAUCCUCUCCUAUGAAGUCAAGGAAAUUAUCCUCACCAAGAAGAGAAAGACAGCACAGGGAAUCACCUCAAAAGUCAAGGAGGUCUUCUUCACCAAGAAGAGAAAUACGGCACAAGGAAUCAUCUCAAAAGUCAAGGAGAUCCCCUUCACCUAAACAGGGCAGAAAUUCCAGAGGUUCUGCAGUUUCCAAAAAAUUAAGUGCCGAAGAGUUGGAAAAGCGACGCCAAGAAAUGCUUGAAAAUGCAAAGUGGAGAAAUGAUCAGAGGACAACUCAUGUCAAGAGAUACAGGGAAAAAGAGGAAGCUGAAUCCAAGGAAGAAGCUCAGAACUCUGGCAAGAGUGCACAGUUCAUCAGUACCAUGAAGGUGGAUUCAUUCUCAUCCAAGACUACAGCAUCAGUAGCUGACAGAAUAAAACGAAACAUCAAUUCUCUGCAGAGAACUAAAGCUGACCUGGACACUUUCCUGGUCAAGAAAUGAACAUACAUCAUCCACACUUCAAGAAAAUAGAACAUCAACACUCUGCAGAGAACUAAAGCUGACCUGGACACUUUCCUGGUCAAGAAAUGAACAUAAAUCAUCCA